AUGAAGAAGGAACCCGAGAACUGUCAACUUUUAUAUCGGAAUGGUUUGACAAUUUCCGAUGAGACAAUGAGUUUGAAAUGGCUAGAAAGAAAUUACGGCCCAGACAGCAAAACGGCAGAAAAAGCAGGGAAUGAUUUUUGGUUACUGCUCUUUGACGGACAUACUUCUCACGUCAAUACAUCUUUUCUUAUUGUCUCAAUCACCGUAUAA
Messenger RNA from Morchella importuna, 210 nucleotides. RefSeq lists its product as uncharacterized. The transcript has 4 exons. Bases 1 to 210 code for a protein of 69 amino acids. The record is from RefSeq and is a predicted model, not a curated record. Lineage: Eukaryota; Fungi; Ascomycota; Pezizomycetes; Pezizales; Morchellaceae.